AUGACAUCUGCUGCAGGGACCAGCUACACCUUGAUUCCCAACCAGAAAUACAGACGCAGUAACCGUCGCUCCAGACAGCGCUGCAACAUCUUGGACACAGAUUCCCAAUCUCUGUCAACACUUGGAUAUUUUAAAACACUUCCAUUAGAGAUCUUUCAAAUGGUACUGAAUUAUCUUUCAGUGAAGGAUAUCAGCAUGCUGAGCAUCGUGUCGAAAACCAUCAGCAACCGCCUUAUUAAUUACAUCUCAACCCCAUCAGGAAACCGAAGGCUCUUACCGCAAGACUUUCAUAACCUUGAGCUACCUGGCAAGAGAGAAGGAUCCUAUAUUUUAGAGCACUACAAAUCUCUAGGAUUGUUGCUUAAAAGAUGCACACUUCUACUGCCUACAAAAGAUAGGCUAAAGUAUAUACACAAGAUUCUCUCAGAAGUUUCCUGUUUUAAACUUAAUGGGUGUCCAAGUCCUUUACAUUGUUUAGGACUACAGUGCUAUGGGGUAUUUUUACAG
Messenger RNA from Balearica regulorum gibbericeps (East African grey crowned-crane), 507 nucleotides. Lineage: Eukaryota; Metazoa; Chordata; Aves; Gruiformes; Gruidae. The record is from RefSeq and is a predicted model, not a curated record.